AUGCCGGACGUGGCCAUCUCGCCCGCGCUCCGCCGCACCAUCCUCCGCGUCUUUACCAAGAAGCACAACCUGCAGCUGCACUCGUCGGCCGUAGCCUUUAUCGCACACACCCUCGACUCCCACGGCCUCAUAGACCAGCCAGAGGAGUGGGACGAUGCCAUCGAGGCGCUCGCGACCGGCAUCCUCGAGGCAGAGGCCAGCGGCGCGGACCCGGGCGUCAGCAGCUCGGUCGUCACACAGGAAGCGCUCAAGCAUGUCUACGACCAGCUCUGCAUGGCCGACUCGGCGGGCGGCGCAGCCGGUGCCAGCACCACCGCGACCACCAUCAGCCAGGCCAUCCACGACCUCACCGAGGGAGAGCGACCCAACCCGGACCGCUACUUCCACGUCAUCAACGCCUUUGACAUGCCCCGCGUCGUCUUCGACCCGCAGCGCAAGGUGUUUGAGCGCUCCAGCGUCCGCCCCACCAUCCUCCCCGCCGCCUCGGCAAAGUCGGCCUACCUGCGCCAGCGGCUCAGCAUCGUCCGCUCCGCCAUCCAGCGCAACGAAAACUUCUGCCCCCCGCUCGCCGUCGGUCAGGGACGCCAGCGCGACUCGUUCAUGAAGCUCACCUCGACAAAGAACCUCCUCGGCAGGCAGGGACAGCGCUUCCUCCUCUUUGGCAUGCUCUCGACCUCGCACGACGGCCGAUACGUCCUCGAGGACGCAGACGGCAGCGUCGGCCUCGACCUCCAGGACGCCAUCCCGGGAGAGGGCAUCUUUACCGAGGGUGCCAUGAUCCUCGUCGAGGGCGAGUACACCGACGAGGAGCGCAUCAAGGUGUUUGCCCUCGGCCACCCGCCCUCCGAGACGCGCAAGCAGGCGCGCCAGCUCUACGCGCACAUCGACAUGCUCGGGAUAGGCGCCAUCUCGUCCAGGGACGAGGAGGCCCUCCGCGCCCACGAGCAGAUGCACGACGACCUCUGCAUCGUCGUCAUCUCCGACCUCCACCUCGACCACCCAAAGACCAUGGCCAACUUCAAGCUGAUGCUCCAGGGCUACGUCGACGCCGACUUUAUCCCCUUUGCCUUUGUCCUCUGCGGCAACUUUAGCUCCUCGCCCUGGACCGGCGGCGACAUGCUCAAGAGGUAUCAGACCGCCUUUGGCAACCUGGCCGAUCUGAUCGGCGGCUUUCCGGAACUGCUGCGCUCGUCGCACUUUGUGCUGGUUCCCGGCCCCACGGACCCCUUUGUGACGCCCCUGAUGCCGCGGCCGGCGCUGCCCGAGAUCCUCACGACCAAGCUCAAGGCCAAGCUGGGCGCCCGCGUCCACUUUGCCAGCAACCCGUGUCGGAUCGCCUACUUUGGCCAGGAGAUUGUCGUCUACCGCGACGGCAUCAUGGCGCGCAUGCUGAGGAACUCGGUCCGCCUCAAGGAAGAGGCAAGGGAGGGCGACCUCAAGAAGUUUCUGGUCUCGACGCUGCUGGAUCAAGCCCACCUGUGCCCGCUUCCGCAGACGGUGCGGCCCGUGUUGUGGGAGCACGACCACGCGCUGCGCCUCUACCCGAUGCCCACAGCGCUCGUGCUCGCCGAUACCUACGACCGCUUCGAACUGACCUACGAAGGGUGUCACGUCUUCAACCCGGGCUCGUUCCGCGGCUCGUCGUUUGGCUGGUCGACCUACUACCCGGCCAGCGGACGCAUGGAGAGGAGCGAGCUGCCACAGGUCUAG
Messenger RNA from Pseudozyma flocculosa PF-1, 1710 nucleotides. RefSeq lists its product as uncharacterized. NCBI's taxonomy places the organism in Eukaryota, Fungi, Basidiomycota, Ustilaginomycetes, Ustilaginales, Ustilaginaceae. Gene Ontology annotation, cellular component: epsilon DNA polymerase complex. Gene Ontology annotation, biological process: DNA-templated DNA replication; error-prone translesion synthesis. The coding region runs from base 1 to 1710 and encodes 569 amino acids. The transcript has 6 exons. The record is from RefSeq and is a predicted model, not a curated record. Gene Ontology annotation, molecular function: DNA binding.